Molecule: messenger RNA, 23391 nt
Organism: Cavenderia fasciculata
Lineage: Eukaryota; Evosea; Eumycetozoa; Acytosteliales; Cavenderiaceae
Gene: colA
Product: colossin A
Exons: 1
Coding region: 1-23391 (7796 amino acids)
Source: RefSeq, a predicted model, not a curated record
AUGGCAUGUAAAGGAGAGUGUAAGGGAAUACGUCUAUUCUACUCGCUGCUUGGUAUCCACGAAUGUCCCGCUUAUACCGGUCCCAACUGCACCGACGUGCCUACCUUGCCUCCCAAGUCGUACGCCAUCGGACGGUACGUAUUUAUCGACAGUAAUCGCGACGGUGUGCAACAGACUACCGAGACGGGUGCCGCUUCCGUCCCCGUCGUCCUAUACAACCAGAAUGACAUGACCAAAGUCGUCGCGUCCACCUCGACCGACGCCAACGGUGCCUACCAAUUUGACCAACUUCCUCCUGGGGCAUACUGCGUGCAUUUCGGCCCGCUGUCCGCUGGCUACAAGUUCUCUCCCCUUGGUGUUGACGCUGCAGGCAACCAGUGCUUUAAUCUUACUGCUACUGCCGUUCCUUCCGUGCCAAGCGACCAUGUCAAGGCGAGUGACGUCAACAACAACAUCAACCAGGGUAUCUACCCACCUCCCUACGCUAUUGGUGAAACUGUAUUUUACGAUGCCAACCACAACGGUGUCAAAGACACCAAUGAAAUGCCCGCUGCCGGCGUCAAGGUCAGUCUCCUCGACAAGGACGGCGUGCUCGUCAACACUACCACCACCGAUGCAUCUGGACAAUACUCGUUUAUCGGGUUGGAUAAAGGUGAUUAUCGCGUUCAAUUUACUCCACCUCAAGGAUUCACAUUCUCACCACAAGGUGGACAGUCGCGUCCUGAUUCGUCGGGUGUUGCCGUUGUUCCAUUGAAUCCAACGACCACUCACUAUGACGCGGGUCGUGAUGCAUUUAUUGAUGACACGGUCGACGCCGGUCUCGUACCACCAGGUUAUGCAGUGGGAGACAGUGUCUGGUUGGACAGCAAUCGUGACGGUAUCAAAGACCCAAGCGAGACUCCUAUUGCCGAUGUUGGUGUUCAUCUCACUAGUGCAGACGGUGCAGUUGAUCUUAUGGCCAAGACAAGCGACGCUGGUAUCUACCACUUUGACAAUCUCAAGCCUGGAGACUACUGCGUUCAGUUCCAACUCGUCGGUGAUGUUUCGCCAACUGGCCACGACAGCGUUAUCGAUGAAACCGGUAAAUAUUGUUUCAAGUUAGACAACUCGACAGCACGUCCCUCAACACCAGCCGACAAUGUAGCUAGUUUCUGGAUUCGGGACAAUGUUGAUGCUGGAUUCAUGCCCACUCAAUAUGCAGUUGGUGAUACUGUCUGGUUAGACUCUAACCGUGAUGGUGUCUAUGACCUAGUUGGAGAGAAGGGAUUGGCUGGUAUUCCAGUAACACUCACUUUAUCAGAUGGAAAGACAAUGAAUACAGUCACUGAUGCUUCUGGACACUACGUGUUUAACAGUUUGCCCGCUGGCAACUACUGUGUGGACGUUACUCUUCCAACUGGUCAUUUGGCAUCUCCUGCUGGCCACGACUCGAUGAUUGAUAGUGCAGGACACUACUGCUUCACUCUUGACAAGGAUAGCACCGUUACCACACCACUUCCAUUCAGCCCAUCCGCACAAGCCACUCGUAACAACCCCAAUGUCGAUGCUGGUAUCUCUCCACCACUCUUUUCAGUUGGUGAGAAGGUCUGGCGCGACACCAACCGUGACGGUGUCAAAGAUCCCAACGAACCACCUCUUCCAGGUGUCACUGUCACCUUGACGGGCGAUGGCGGUAUAGUCUUCACCUUCACCACCGAUGAAAAAGGAACUUAUUCGUUUGACAAGCUCGAGCCUGGACACUACUGCAUCAAGUUUGUCUCACCCGACUCGUCACUCUCCCCAUCUCCCUCUGGCAAAGAUUCUGUGAUCGAUAAGAAUGGAGAGUACUGCUUUGACUUGAAUACAAACACUACUACACCAGUAGUUGGAAACCCCAACGCACAAUACACCAACGACAAGGUCAACGCUGGAUUCGUCCCACCCACCUUUGCCAUUGGACAGUUUGUAUGGGAAGAUGUUGAUCGUGACGGAGUACGUGAUGCCAACGAACACUUGGUUGCCAAUAUCCCCGUUACUCUCACCAACGCCGACGGCUCCAAGGAGAUUGCUUCAACGGUUACCGACGCCAGUGGAGAUUACUCAAUCAUUGGUUUGGAAGCAGGUGACUAUUGUAUCAAGUUUACUACCCCAUCCGACUAUGCAUCCUCACCUCUUGGUGGCGACUCUGUCAUUGAUAAGGAUGGUCAUUACUGUUUCUCACUCAAUACAUCCAACACUACUCCUUCUCAAGAUGACAAGUCUGUUUAUGUAAACAACAAUGUCAACGCUGGUAUCAUGCCACCACAAUACUCGGUUGGUAGAUACGUAUGGAUUGACAGUAAUCGUGAUGGUGUACAUGACACUCUAGAAUCACCUGCACCCGGUAUCCCAGUCCAACUCGUCAAACCAGAUGGUACUGUACUUGCCAGCAACAUCACUGACGACAAUGGUCUCUAUGUCUUUGAUCAACUUCCAGCCGGUGAAUACUGUGUACAUUUCAAGAUUCCAUCAGAUAAUACUGCAUCACCUCUUGGUCAAGACUCCAAGAUUGAUAGUACGCCAGAAGACUUUACCGUCUCUCCAACCGGACAUGACUCAGUCCCCGAUAAAGAAGGAAACAUUUGCUUCACUUUGGAUCAAACCACUGCCAAAUUGGCAAUGGACAACCAAUCGAAUCCAUUCUAUGAAUUAAAUACAAUGAAUGCUGGUUUCAUGCCACCACAAUUUGCAAUUGGUAAUAAUGUAUGGAAUGAUGUCAACCGUGAUGGUAUCUAUGAUGCAACUGAAGAACCAAUGACCAAUAUCCCAAUCACUUUGACCACUCCAAAUGGUACUGUGGUUGCAACAACCGCAACCAACAGUCAAGGUCAUUAUAAUAUUGAUGAAUUGGCACCAGGCAAUUACUGUAUUGCAUUUGCCAUUCCAUCAGACUUUACUGCAUCACCAUCAGGAAAGGAUUCAAUCAUUGACAAGGAUGGUAAACAUUGUUUCACUUUGGACAAGUCUACCACACGUCUAUCCACUCCCGAUGACUAUGUCGCUGCACGAUUCGUUGAUCUAGAUAUUGAUGCUGGUAUGAUGCCACCUCAAUUUGCAGUUGGUGACAUGGUAUGGGACGAUUUCAACCGUGAUGGUGUACAUGAUGCAUCUGAACAACCAAUCAAGGAUAUCACAGUUACACUCUACAAGGAAAAGGUUGGUGGUGAUAUUGCAGGAGCCACUUCAACCGAUCCAUCAGGUCGUUAUGUAUUUGAUGGUUUGAAUCCAGGUAAAUAUUGUCUCAGCUUUGCCAUUCCAUCAGAUGCCAAGGCAUCUCCAACUGGUCACGACUCUGUCAUUGAACAAGACGGAAACACAUGCUUUGAUUUGGACUCUACCACUACCACUCCAUCAACACCAGCUGAUAAUGUAUCAUCAUACUACAAAAACUUUGAUCAAGAUGCAGGUAUUAUGCCACCACAAUUUGCAGUGGGUGAUCUUGUAUGGUUGGAUCUCAACCAAGAUGGUAUUCACGGUGCACAAGAACUACCAAGCACCAAUACUACCAUUCAAUUAACUCAACCAGAUGGAACGGUCGUAUCAACUACAACCACCGAUAACACUGGUCAAUAUGUAUUUGAUCAUUUGGCACCAGGCAAUUAUUGUAUCCAACUUGUAUUCCCAUCAGACUAUCGUGUCUCUCCACUUGGACAUGAUUCAGUGAUGGAUAGUACCGGAAAGCACUGUUUCACUCUUGACAAGACUACCACCACUCCAACCACACCAGCCGACAAUGUAGAUGCAUUCUACAAGAAUUUCGAUCAAGAUGGAGGUUUGAUGCCACCCAGAAUCGCCAUCGGUGAUCAAGUCUGGCUGGACUCGAAUCGCGAUGGUAUAUUUGAUGCCAACGAGAAACCAAUCUUUAACAUGACUGUUGCACUCCUCAUUCCAGAGAGCAAUCUCACUGCUGUCACUUUUACCGACAAGGAUGGUCGUUAUGUAUUUGACAACUUGGUACCAGGCCAUUUCUGUGUCAUCUUUGGUCUCCCUGCCGAUACCAAGCCAUCUCCACUCGGUCACGACUCUGUCAUUGAUAGUAGCAACCAGUACUGUUUGAAUUUGGAUGAAUCCAACGCCGAACUUGCCACACCAGCCGACAAUAUCACUGCAUUCUACAAGAACUUCAAGGUAGAUGCCGGUGUUAUGCCACCACAAUUUGCAGUUGGUGACUUGGUAUGGUUGGAUCUCAACGAAGAUGGUGUACACGAUGCCACUGAACUCCCAAGUGUCAACACUACCAUCCAAUUGACUCAACCAGAUGGAACUGUCAUCAAGAGUACUACCACUGACAACACUGGUCACUAUGUAUUUGAUGAUUUGGAUUCUGGAGACUAUUGUAUUCAAGUAGUCUACCCAGCCGAUUACUCUGUCUCUCCUAUCGGACAUGACUCUGUUGUCGACGGAACUGGCAAACAUUGCUUCACUUUGGACAAGACUACCACCGUCCCAACCACCUCUGCCGACACUGGCGUCGAUGCAUUCUACAAGAAUUUCGAUCAAGAUGCCGGUCUUACACCCCCAAGAAUCGCCAUUGGUGAUCAAGUAUGGCUCGACUCUAAUCGCGAUGGUAUUCGUGACCCCGACGAAAAACCAAUAGCCAACAUGACCGUCGCACUCCUUGUCCCAGCCAGCAAUCUCACUGCUGUCACUUAUACCGAUAAGGACGGUCGCUAUGUAUUUGACAACUUGGUACCAGGCCAUUUCUGUAUUAUCUUUGGUCUUCCUGCCGACUCGCUUCCCUCUCCCACCGGCCAUGACUCUGUUAUCGACAGCACUGGUCAAUUCUGUUUGAAUUUGGAUGAAUCCAACUCGGUACCAGCCACACCAGCCGACAAAAUCCGUGCAUUCUAUCGUAACUUUGAUGUUGAUGCUGGUGUUAUGCCACCACAAUUUGCAGUCGGUGAUCAAGUUUGGAACGAUGUUGAUCGUGAUGGUGUCCGUGAUCGUGACGAGCUCCCAAUGGCUGGUAUUCCAGUUACAUUGACCGAUCCAAGUGGAGCAGAGAUCAAGACUGCCACAACUGAUGCCGAAGGACGUUAUUGGUUCGACACACUUGACGCAGGUGAAUACUGUGUCAAGGUUGGUAUUCCAACCGACUUUAGUGCAUCCCCAGCUGUACAAGACUCGACUAUUGACAAGGAUGGUAAACACUGCUUCACUCUUGACAAGUCGUCAUCCAUCCCAUCCGUACCAGCCGACAAUAUCACUGCAUUCUACAGAGACUUUGAUGUUGACGCUGGUUUGAUGCCACCACAAUUCGCAGUUGGACGAUUCGUUUGGGGUGAUACAAGCCGUGACGGUAUCUUUAACCCUGACCAAGGUGAAAUGCCACUCGAGGGUAUCACUGUCGAGUUGACUUUGCCAGAUGGAACAUCCAUCACAUCUGACACAACUGAUCAAAACGGACAGUACAUGUUUGAUCAUUUGAAUCCAGGCAACUAUUGUAUCAAGGUUGAUGUUCCAGCCGACUCGAUCGUGUCGCCACUCGGACACCUUUCAGUCAUUGACGAGAAAGGUAAACAUUGCUUCACUCUUGACAAGUCUACCGCCACUCCAUCAACUCCCGACGACAAUGUCCAAGCUUUCUACCGCAACUUUGACGAGAACGCAGGUAUCAUGCCACCAGUCUUUACAGUUGGUGACUUUGUAUGGUUGGAUAAGUCACGUGAUGGUAUUCAUGAUCCAAGUGAAGAAGGUGUCGGAGACGACAUUUCAGUCACAUUGACCAACCCCGAUAUUGGCUUGGAAAAGACAAUCGAGACUGACAAGAAUGGCAUGUACAACUUUGACAUGUUGGCUCCCGGACACUACUGUCUCCACUUUGCCAUUCCAUUGUACUUUACAGCAUCACCUAUGGGCAAGGAUUCUGUUAUUUCAGCCAGUGGAUCCAACUGCUUCACUCUUGACAAGAAUUCAUCUGUCUUGUCAACCGAUGCCAAUGGAAAGCCAUACUAUGCCAAAUUGGACCAAGACGCCGGUAUCAUGCCACCACUCUACGCACUCGGUCGUUACGUGUGGUUGGACAAUAGUCGCGAUGGAGUACACGACGACACAGAGUUGCCAUUGGCCAACAUCCCCGUCACCCUCGUUGACACACUCAACGCGACCAACACCCACUCUACCGUUACUGACGACAAGGGUUUCUAUAGAUUCGAUCUACUCUUAUCGUCAGACUACUGCAUCACAUUCAAUGUGUCGAGUUAUCUCGCCCUUGGAUACGAAAUAUCUCCACUCGGAGAAGACUCGGUCGUCGAUCCAGAUGAUCAAGUCACUUGCUUCACUCUAGACAGCUCUUCUACCACUCCAUCAGAGGUUGAAGACAAUGUACAGGCUGCUUACGUAUCCAACGACUUUAACCUUGGUAUCAUGCCACCUCAAUUUGCCAUUGGCAACUAUGUAUGGUACGACCAAAGCCGUGAAGGUAUUCAUGACUCUACCGAACUACCAGUCCCUGAAUUCCCAUUAAAAUUGGUAAAGAACGACGCCAACAAGACACUCGUUGGCGAAACUAUGACCGAUCCAACCGGUAAAUACGUAUUUGACGCGUUGGAUGCUGGCAACUACUGUCUCGAGUUUGCCGUGCCAAAGGGAUACUUGAUUUCUCCAGCUGGACACGACUCGAUCGACACUAGCAAGGAUCCAAUCAUUGGAUCGCACUGUUUCACCCUUGGUAUGUCUGAACCCGGUGUAUCAUCCUCAACACCCGCCGAUGACCUUGAAGCAUUCUACAAAGACUUUAACUACAACAUUGGUCUCAUGCCACCACAAUUUGCAUUUGGUCACUAUGUCUUUGAAGACAGUAACCGUGAUGGUCUACGUGACGGCGAGAAACCACUCAAGGGCGUACAAGUCACUGCCACUGGUCCAGGUGGAGUCAGUCUGUCUGCCUUUACAAACGAACAAGGUCACUACAGCUUUGACAAUCUCCUUCCAGGCAACUACUGCGUGCACUUUGGUAUCAUCACCUCGUACUCGGCAUCACCUGUUGCCAAGGGCUCGGUCAUUGAUGCCAACGGAGACUACUGCUUUAAAUUGGAUACAGACACCUCUGUCAAGGAGGAACUUGAUGACAGCCAAGGAAGUGAUGAAAACAUUCAAGCAUACUACCGUAAUCUCUCGGUCAAUGCUGGUAUGAUGCCACCACAAUUUGCAGCUGGUAAUUAUGUAUGGUCGGAUCUCAACCGUGACGGUAAACACGACUCUGUCGAGCCACCAAUUGCAGGUGUCCAAGUCACACUCCACAAGAGUUCAAUCGAUGGAGAUGUCGUUGGAUCAGUAGCCACUGAUAGCCAAGGAACCUAUGUAUUUGAUAAUUUGUACCCAGGCAAAUAUUGUCUACACUUUGAUGUGCCAGCCGAUUCCAGAGUAUCUCCAACUGGACAAGACUCAUCAAUUGAUGCCUCUGGUAACAGUUGCUUCACUCUUGACAAGGAUACUAGUACCCCACCACUCCCACUUGACUUGCUAAUUGCUAUCCCAUCGGUACCUGAAGACAAUGUCCAAGCUUACUACAAAAACUUUGGCCAAGAUGCAGGUAUUAUGCCACCACAAUUCGCCGUUGGUGAUAAUAUUUGGAAUGACGUCAACCGUGAUGGUAUACAUGAUGCAACUGAACAACCAAUUGCAAAUAUUACAGUUACAUUGACUCAACCAGAUGGUACUACCAUCCAAUCAACUACUACUGAUGACAAGGGUAAUUAUGUAUUUGAUAAAUUAAAUACUGGUAAUUAUUGUGUACAAGUCUCAAUCCCAUCAGACUUUACUGCUUCUCCAUCUGGAAAGGAUUCAUCAAUCGAUGAAACUGGUAAACACUGCUUCACUUUGGACAAGACAACAACCACUCCAUCCACUUCUGCUGAUGGUGUAGAUGCAUUCUACAAGAACUUUAAUGUAGAUGCUGGUUUAAUGCCACCACAAUUUGCAGUAGGUGACUUUGUUUGGAAUGAUUUCAACCGUGAUGGCGUACAUGAUGCAUCUGAACAACCACUUGCAAACAUUGAUGUUAGACUCACUCAAAUAUCAGAUGCAGGUCACAAGGUUACUUCGGUACAAACCGAUUCAACUGGUCAUUACCUCUUUGAUGAAUUGGAACCUGGAUACUAUUGCGUACACUUUACCAUUCCAGAUGAUUCCAAGGCAUCUCCAAUGGGCAAGGACUCUGUAAUCGAUGCCACUGGUGACCACUGUUUCACUUUGAACUCUACCACCACCAUUCCAUCAGUUUCAGCCGACAAUGUCAAAGCAUUCUACAAGAAUCUUGAUGAAGAUGCAGGUAUCAUGCCACCACAAUUCGCAGUUGGUGAUAAUGUAUGGAACGAUUUCAACCGUGAUGGUGUCAAGGAUCCAACUGAAGAACCAAUGAAGAACAUUUCAGUUACAUUGACUCAACCAGAUGGUACUCCAAUUACCUCAACCACUACUGAUGACAAGGGUCAUUAUGUAUUUGAUAACCUCAAUGAUGGUGAUUAUUGUGUACAAGUCUCAAUUCCAUCAGACUUUACUGCAUCUCCAACUGGAAAGGAUUCAUUGAUUGACUCUACAGGUAAACAUUGUUUCACUCUUGACAAGGAUACUACCACUCCAUCCACCUCUGCUGAUGGUGUCCAAGCAUUCUACAAGAAUCUCAACGAGGAUGCUGGAUUGAUGCCACCACAAUUCGCCGUUGGUGACAUGGUAUGGGAUGAUUUCAACCGUGAUGGUGCACAUGACGCAACUGAACAACCACUUGCCAAUAUCACUGUCAAAUUAUCUUUAGAUUCUCCAGAUGCUGGAUUCAUUUCAACUCAAACAGACUCUACUGGUCACUACAUCUUUGAUGGAUUGAAUCCAGGUAAAUAUUGUAUUCACUUUGAUAUUCCAGCCGACUCCAAGGCAUCACCAAUGGGUAAAGACUCUGUCAUUGAUGCCACUGGUGAUCAUUGUUUCACUUUGGACAAGACUACCUCAAUUGCAUCAGUUCCAGCUGAUAAUGUCAAAGCAUUCUACAAGAACCUCAAGGAAGAUGCUGGCAUUAUGCCACCACAAUUCGCUGUAGGUGACCAAGUUUGGAAUGAUUUCAACCGUGACGGUGUACAUGAUGCAUCUGAACAACCACUUGCAAACAUCACUGUCAAGCUCUCUAUCGAUUCUCCAGACUCUGGAUUUAUUUCAACCACCACCGACAAGGAUGGUCAUUACAUCUUUGACAACUUGAACCCAGGUCAAUACUGUCUCCACUUUGACAUUCCAGCCGAUGCAAAGGCGUCUCCAACUGGUAAAGAUUCAGUUAUCGAUGCCACUGGUGAUCAUUGUUUCACUCUCGACAAGACCACAACCACUCCAUCAGUUCCAUCUGACAAUGUCGAAUCAUUCUACAAGAAUCUUGACAAGGAUGCUGGUAUUUUGCCACCACAAUUUGCAGUUGGUCGUUCCAUCUGGUUAGAUUUGGAUAGAGAUGGUGUUCGUGAUGCCGAUGAGAUCCCAGCAUUAAACAUCAGUGUUGCUCUCCAAUCUCCAACUGGAGAAACCAUAUCCACCACCAUUGUAGAUGACAAGGGACAAUACUUGUUUGAUUCAUUGAAUCCAGGAAACUAUUGUGUACAAUUCACCAUUCCACCAAGUUAUGAUGCAUCACCUAUCGGUCACGACUCUGUCAUUGACAAGCAAGGUAAACACUGCUUCACUCUUGAUAAAUCAACUUCGGAACCAUCCACCACUGCCGAUGGUAUCCUUGCCUCCUACAAGAAAUAUGAUGAAAAUGCAGGUAUUACUCCACCACUCUUUGCCAUUGGUGAUCAAGUAUGGCUCGACUCUAACCGUGACGGUGUACAUGAUGCAUCUGAACAACCACUUGCUGGUAUUCCAGUCACCCUCCAUUGCAUUGCAACCGGAAAGGAUUUACAAGCCACCACAGAUUUCAAUGGUCUCUACUUGUUUGACGAGUUACCACCAUCCAACUAUUGUAUCCACUUUGAAAUUCCAAUUGAUCACAGCGCUUCUCCAACCGGUAAAGAUUCAGUUAUCGAUGCCACUGGUGACCACUGUUUCAUCGUUGAUGUAUCGACUAGUCAACUAUCCACCCCUGAUGACAAUGUCAAUGCAUUCUAUGAGAAGUUGGAAAUUGAUGCUGGUAUAAUGCCACCACAAUUUGCAGUUGGAAAUAAUGUAUGGAACGAUUUCAACCGUGAUGGUGUCAAGGAUGCCACUGAACAACCAAUUGCAAACGUAUCUGUCACUCUCACCAAGGAUGACGCCGAUCAUACUCUAGUAUCUAGUAUUUCAACGGAUGCAACAGGAACUUAUGUAUUUGAUCAAUUGAAUCCAGGUAAAUAUUGUGUCCACUUUGAUAUUCCAGCCGACUCCAAGGCAUCUCCAACUGGCAAAGACUCUGUAAUCGAUGCCACUGGUGACCACUGUUUCACUCUUGACAAGACUACCUCAAUUCCAUCAACACCAGCUGAUAAAGUCAAUGCUUAUUACAACAAAUUUGACGAAGAUGCAGGUAUCAUGCCACCACAAUUCGCAGUUGGUGAUAAUGUUUGGGAUGAUGUCAACCGUGAUGGUGUCAAUGAUCCAACUGAAGAACCAAUGAAGAACAUUACAGUUACAUUGACCAAACCAGAUGGUACUCCAAUUACCUCAACCACUACUGAUGACAAGGGUCAUUAUGUAUUUGAUAACCUCAAUGAUGGUGAUUAUUGUGUACAAGUCUCAAUUCCAUCAGACUUUACUGCAUCUCCAACUGGAAAGGAUUCAUUGAUUGACUCUACUGGUAAACAUUGUUUCACUUUGGACAAGACUACCACAACUCCAUCCACCUCUGCUGAUGGCGUCCAAGCAUUCUACAAGAACCUCAAUGAAGAUGCUGGUUUAAUGCCACCUCAAUUUGCAGUUGGUGACUUUGUUUGGGGUGAUUUCAACCGUGAUGGUGUACAUGAUGCAUCAGAACUCCCACUUGCAAACAUUGAUGUUAGACUCACUCAAAUAUCUGAUGCAGGUCACAAGGUUAGAUCGUUACAAACCGAUUCAACUGGUCAUUACCUCUUUGAUGAAUUGGAACCUGGAUACUAUUGUGUACACUUUACCAUUCCAGAUGAUUCCAAAGCAUCACCAAUGGGCAAGGACUCUGUUAUCGAUGAAGAUGGUGAUCACUGUUUCACUUUGAACUCUACCACCACCAUUCCAUCAGUUCCAGCUGACAAUGUCAAAGCAUUCUACAAGAAUCUUGAUGAAGACGCUGGUAUUAUGCCACCACAAUUCGCAGUUGGUAAUACUGUCUGGAAUGAUGUCAACCGUGAUGGUGUCAAGGAUCCAACUGAAGAACGUUUACCAAAUAUCCCAGUCACAUUGACCACUCCAGAAGGUACCCCAAUCAACACUACAACCACUGAUGAAAAGGGUAAUUAUGUGUUUGAUAAGUUACCACCCGGAAACUAUUGUAUUCAAAUUGGUAUUCCAUCAGACUUUACUGCAUCACCGUCUGGUAAAGAUUCAAUGAUUGAUGAAACUGGUAAACAUUGUUUCACUCUUGACAAGGAUACUACAACCACUCCAUCCACCUCUGCUGAUGGAGUUGAAGCAUUCUACAAGAACUUUAAUGAAAAUGCUGGAUUGAUGCCACCACAAUUCGCCGUUGGUGACAUGGUAUGGAAUGAUUCCAACCGUGAUGGUGUACAUGAUGCAUCUGAACUACCAAUUGCCAACAUCACUGUCACACUCUCUCAUUCAACAGAAAUGGGUACCAUGUCUACUUCAACUCAAACAGACUCAACUGGUCAUUACAUCUUUGAUGAAUUGUCACCAGGUGAUUAUUGUGUCCACUUUGAUAUUCCAGCCGACUCCAAGGCAUCUCCAACUGGUAAAGAUUCAGUUAUCGAUGCCACUGGUGACCACUGUUUCACUCUCAACAAGACCACUACCACUCCAUCCGUUCCAGCCGAUAAUGUCAAGGCAUUCUACAAGAACCUCAAAGAAGAUGCUGGCAUUAUGCCACCACAAUUCGCCGUUGGUGAUAAUGUUUGGAACGAUUUCAACCGUGAUGGUGUACAUGAUGGAUUUGAAGACCCAAUCGCCAAUAUUACAGUUACAUUGACUCAACCAGAUGGUACUCCAGUUACCUCAACCACCACCGACAAUGAUGGUCAUUACAUCUUUGACCAAUUACCACCAGGCAACUACUGUGUACAAGUCUCAAUUCCAUCAGACUUUACUGCAUCUCCAACUGGUCAAGACUCAUUAAUUGGCUCUACUGGUAAGCACUGUUUCACUCUCGACAAGUCUACCACCACUCCAUCCACCUCUGAUGAUGGUGUACAAGCAUUCUACAUGAAUCUUGAUGAAGAUGCUGGUUUAAUGCCACCACAAUUCGCUGUUGGUGAUACUGCGUGGAUCGAUACAAACCGUGAUGGUGUACAUGAUGCAUCAGAACUACCGCUUGCAAACAUCACCGUCAGACUCAUGAAAAUGCCGCAAGAACAAGUCGAUGAAGACAAUACUUCAUCAUUAUCAUCCGAAGAAAAUAAAUCCAAUCAUACAGUCUCUGGUGGUUCAACAGCUUCAUCUAAAUUCCCCAUCGUAGUCACCACCGACAAGGAUGGUCACUACCUCUUUGAUGAAUUAGAUCCUGGAUACUACUGUCUCCACUUUACCAUUCCAGCCGACUACAAGGCAUCCCCAAUGGGUAAAGACUCUGUAAUCGAUGCCACUGGUGACCAUUGUUUCUAUGUGAACAAGACCAAUACUGUCCCAUCAGUUCCAGCUGAUAAUGUCAAAGCAUUCUACAAGAAUCUUGACUUGGAUGCAGGUAUUAUGCCACCACAAUUCGCUGUUGGUAAUACUGUCUGGAAUGAUGUCAACCGUGAUGGUGUAAAGGAUCCAACUGAAGAACGUUUACCAAAUAUCCCAGUUACAUUGACCACUCCGGAAGGUACUCCAGUCAACACUACAACCACUGAUGAAAAGGGUAAUUAUGUGUUUGAUAAGUUACCACCCGGAAAUUAUUGUAUUCAAAUUGGUAUUCCAUCAGACUUUACUGCAUCUCCCGCUGGUAAAGACUCAAUGAUUGAUGAAACUGGCAAACAUUGUUUCACUCUCGACAAGACUACAACCACUCCAUCUACCUCUGCUGAUGGUGUUGAAGCAUUCUACAAGAACUUUAAUGAAAAUGCUGGAUUAAUGCCACCUCAAUUCGCUGUAGGUGACCAAGUUUGGGAUGAUUUCAACCGUGAUGGUGUACAUGACGCAUCAGAGCAACCAAUUUCCAAUCUCACAGUCACUCUCCACAAAGAAGUUGAUGGUAAAGAUGUAGUUGUAGGCACUGCUCAAACAGACAAGGAUGGUCACUACCUCUUUGACGAAUUGAACCCAGGUAAAUAUUGCGUACACUUUGAUAUUCCAUCCGAUUCAACAGCCUCUCCAACCGGUAAAGACUCAGUUAUCGAUCGUGAGGGUGACCAUUGUUUCGAUUUGAACAAGACCACUACCACCCCAUCAACACCAGCCGACAACGUCAAGGCUUACUACAAGAAUCUUGAUGAAGAUGCAGGUAUUAUGCCACCUCAAUUUGCCGUAGGUGAUACUGUCUGGAACGAUCUUAACCGUGAUGGUGUCAAUGACCCAACUGAACAACCAAUUGAAGGUAUCAAUGUUUCAUUAUCAACCAAAGAUGGAACUCCAGUCGCAUCUGCCACCACUGACAAGGAUGGCCAAUACAUCUUUGAUCAAUUACCACCAGGUGACUAUUGUAUCCAAGUUGGAAUUCCAACUGGAUUUGCAGCAUCUCCAAGUGGAUUCGACUCUGUUGUUGAUAGCACUGGUAAACACUGUUUCACUCUUGACAAGACUACCUCCUCACCAUCCACACCAGCUGACAAUGUAGAUGCAUUCUACAGUCACCUCACUGAAGAUGCUGGCUUAAUGCCAUCACAAUUUGCAGUAGGUAACUAUGUAUGGUUGGAUUAUAGUCGUGACGGUAUCCUUGGAUCAAAUGAAUCAUUCAUUCCAAAUACGCCAGUCUCUUUGACCAACUCUGACACCAACGCUGUCCUACAAACUACCACCGACGCCACUGGACACUAUGUCUUUGACCGUUUGCUCCCAGGCAAUUAUUGUAUCCAAGUCACUGUUCCAGUCGAUUACAAGGUCUCUCCAUCUGGAAAGGACUCUAUUGUCGAUGCUACAGGUAAGCACUGUUUCGUAUUGAAUCAAUCAACGAGCAGAUUAGCUGCACCAGAGGAUCAAGUCGAUUCAUUCUAUGUCAGAUUCCUGGAGAAUGCCGGUUUGAUGCCUCCACAAUUCGCUGUCGGCGAGUAUGUCUGGGAAGACUCUAACCGUGACGGUGUACAUGAUGCAUCUGAAAAGCCACUUGCCAACAUCCCAAUUACCCUCACUGGUCCAAUGGGACUCACCCGUUCCAUGAACACUGAUGACAAUGGUUAUUACACCUUUGAUGACCUUCCACCAGGCAACUACUCUAUCCACUUUGGUGUUCCAUCCGACUAUACCGCCUCUCCACUUGGAGAAGACUCUGUCAUCAGUCCCACUGGUGAUUACUCUUUCUUAUUGGACCAAACCACUGCCACCAAGGCUCCACCCAACCACGUCGAUGCAUUCUAUGAUCUCCAUGGUGUUGAUGCUGGUAUGAUGCCACCUCAAUUCGCAGUAGGUGACAUGGUAUGGGACGAUUUCAACCGUGAUGGUGUACAUGACGCAACUGAAUUACCAAUUGCCAACAUCACUGUUCAACUUUCGUUUGACACUCCAGACGGAACAGGACUAUUGUCUACCACCACCGACAAGGAUGGUCACUACCUCUUUGAUCAAUUAGAUGCAGGUGAUUAUUGUCUCCACUUUGGAAUCCCAGCCGACUCCAAGGCAUCACCAAUGGGUAAAGAUUCUGUAAUCGACUCUACUGGUGACCACUGUUUCACUCUCAACAAGACCACAACCACUCCAUCCGUUCCAGCCGACAAUGUCAAAGCUUUCUACAAGAAUCUUGACGAAGAUGCUGGUAUUAUGCCACCACAAUUCGCAGUUGGUGAUAAUGUAUGGAACGACGUCAACCGUGAUGGUGUACAUGAUCCAACUGAACUCCCACUUGCAAACAUCACUGUCACAUUGACUCAACCAGAUGGUACUCCAGUUACCUCAACUACCACCAACAAGGAUGGCCAUUACAUCUUUGAUCAAUUACCACCAGGCAACUACUGUGUACAAGUCUCAAUCCCAUCAGACUUUACUGCCUCUCCAUCUGGUCACGAUUCAUUGAUUGACUCUACUGGUAAACACUGUUUCACUUUGGACAAGACAACAACCACUCCAUCCACUUCAGCCGAUGGUGUCCAAGCAUUCUACAAGAACCUCAACGAGGAUGCUGGUCUAAUGCCACCACUAUUUGCAGUUGGUGAUCAAGUUUGGGACGAUUUCAACCGUGAUGGUGUACAUGAUGCAUCAGAACAACCACUUACCAAUAUUACCGUCACACUCACUCAUUCAACAGAAAUGGGUACCAUGUCUACUUCAACUCAAACAGACUCUACUGGUCAUUACAUCUUUGAUGAAUUGUCACCAGGUGAUUAUUGUGUCCACUUUGAUAUUCCAGCCGACUCCAAGGCAUCACCAAUGGGCAAGGACUCUGUUAUCGAUACCACUGGUGACCACUGUUUCACUCUCAACAAGACCACAACCACCCCAUCAGUCCCAGCCGACAAUGUCAAAGCAUUCUACAAGAAUCUUGACGAAGAUGCAGGUAUUAUGCCACCACAAUUCGCCGUUGGUGACAAUGUAUGGAACGAUUUCAACCGCAAUGGUGCUAAAGAUUCAACUGAAGCACCAAUGCCAAAUAUCACAGUCGUAUUGACCACUCCAGAUGGUACUCCAAUCAAAACUACCACAACCGAUUCAACUGGUCGCUAUGUGUUUGAAGAACUUCCACCAGGCAAUUAUUGUAUUCAAGUCUCAAUCCCAUCAGACUUUACUGCUUCACCCGCUGGUAAUGAUUCAAUGAUUGACUCUACCGGUAAACAUUGUUUCACUUUGGACAAGACAACAACCACUCCAUCUACCUCUGCUGAUGGUGUCCAAGCAUUCUACAAGAACUUCAAUGAAGAUGCUGGAUUAAUGCCACCACAAUUCGCAGUUGGUGAUUUCGUAUGGAAUGACUUUAACCGUGAUGGUGUACAUGAUGCAUCAGAACAGCCACUUGCAGGUGUCGUCGUUGAAUUAUCAUUCGACUCUCCAAGCUCAGUUGGAUUCCUUGUAGCUACCACCGACUCUACUGGUCAUUACAUCUUUGAUGAAUUGAAUCCAGGUAAAUACUGUUUACAAUUUACCAUUCCAGCUGACUCUAAGGCAUCUCCAACUGGUAAAGAUUCAGUUAUCGAUGCCACUGGUAAACACUGCUUCAAUCUUGACAAGACUACAACUACUCCAUCCACUCCAGCCGAUAACAUCAAAUCAUUCUACAAGAAUCUUGAUGAAGAUGCAGGUAUUAUGCCACCUCAAUUCGCUGUUGGUGAUAAUGUAUGGAGCGAUGUCAAUAGCGAUGGUAAACGUGAUCCAACAGAAGAACCAAUGAAGAACAUUACAGUUGCAUUGACCCAACCAGAUGGUACUCCAAUCUCAACAACCACCACCGAUUCAACUGGUCGUUAUGUAUUUGAUAACUUGAAUGCAGGAGACUACUGCGUACAUGUAACCAUUCCAAAGGGUUUCUCUGCCUCUCCAAUGGGAACAGACUCUUUCAUUGACAAUACUGGUAAACAUUGUUUCACUUUGGACAAGACCACAACCACUCCAUCCACCUCUACCGAUGGUGUUGAAGCAUACUACAAGAACUUUAAUGUAGAUGCUGGUUUGAUGCCACCCAAUUAUGCAGUUGGAAGAUACGUAUGGUUGGAUUUGAACAGAGAUGGCGUACAUGAUGCCACCUCUGAACCAUUCCUCUCUGGUAUUACAGUCAAGGCACUUUUAGAUGGAUCAGUCAUUGCAACUGCCACCACCGAUGCCAACGGUCACUACACGUUUGAUAAUUUAGAAAAGGGUGACUAUGUCCUCGAAUUCUCAAAGCCAAAUGAAAACUACACCUUCUCCCCACUUGGACAUGAUUCCAAGACAGAUGCAUCGGGCAAGAUUAACGUCAAGUUGGACAUUGAUACCAACCCAUCGGUACUUGUAGAAUCAGAGGCAUCAGACAAUGUCAUGGCCUACUAUAUUGACAGAAACGAGAAUGUCGGUAUCAUGCAACCACGCUAUCCAGUCGAAGUUCUAGUAUACUUCUUCCCCAACGAUACUGUCAUUCCAAACGUGCCAGUCACCAUUACCACGGAAAAUCCAAACGUUCCACCCAUCACAGUCACUCCAACCAACGAGACUGGUAAGGUCACCUUCACCGACCUUCCACCAGGCAACUAUUGCGUGCAUAUUGACCUCCCAUACGACACACACUACACCUCCAAGGAUCCAAACAGUCUGAUCAAACAAGAUGGUAAGGCAUACUGCUUCACCAUCAACGACACACUUGUCGAUCCUCCCAUCAAGGUGCCAGUAGCUGUUGUCGCCAAUCUCUAUGCAAUCGGGUCGAGUGUAUUCCUUGAUCUUGACGGAAAUGGUUAUCUCAACGCUCCAGGCGACAAGCAAUUUGCCAAUAUCACUGUCAAAUUGUCAACUAGCAGCGGUUCACCAGUCAAGGAAACUCAGACUGAUGCAUAUGGAACCUACCACUUUGAUGGAUUGGUAUCGGGCGACUAUGUUGUCCAAUUUGUUGCACCAACCGACUACACUUUCCCAGUCAAGACUGACCAAUCACUUCCAGUCUUCCACUCGGUCGAUGGAAAGGUUCCAGUUUCACUCAACCUUGCAUCAACCGUUGUUGUUGACUCGUUUGACGGCACUCUAAAUGCUGACUAUAUCAACCGUACUGUCAACUCUGGACUUUCUCCCAUCCUAUUCGCACUCGGUCGCAAGAUCUUUGUCGAUGCCAACAAUAAUGGUUUGAUGGACGCCACUGAAUCGUCUAUAGCCGUGCCACCCAUCAAAUUGACCCUUACCACAGCUGACGGCAAACCAGUCACAACCGUCCAACCUGCCAACGGCGACUAUUUAGUCAACAACUUGAGUUCAGGAAACUACUGUCUCCACUUGGACGUGCCAGUCAACUACAAUGUAUCGUCCAACAAGGGUACUACAUUCUUUAACCAAUUCGACGCUGCUGGAAACGUGUGCUUUACCCUAUCAAAGGCAUCACCCAAUGUAGUGUGCAGUGCAACCGAUGCUUUCUCAGACUGCAAAGAUUUGACUGAAAAUGCUGGUCUCGUACCAACCUAUGCCGUCUCUGGUAACGUCUGGAAGGACAUGAACAACGAUGAAGCUAGACAACCAGCCGACAUGGUCUUGCCAGGCCAGCCAUUGGCUCUGCUCGACAGUACCGGUGCACAAGUGGCAACGACCACAACCGACAGCCAGGGUAACUAUUUGUUCAACAAGUUGCCCGCCGGAAUCUAUACCCUCAAGUUUGUCGCACCCAACGACACUCUUAUCAUCACACCAUCGCCAGUCGACAGUGUAUUCCCCAAGACUGGUGUACUACCAAUCCAACUCUCUCCAACAACCACCUCGGUCAACCCCAAGUAUGAUGGACUUGAUCCCACUCAAACUCCAUUCAUUCUUCUCCACAAGGAUGUUGGUGUAUCUAACCCACUCUACGCCAUUGGUGAUAUGGUCUAUAUCGACAAGAAUCUCAAUGGAGUUUCAGAUGUAAACGAAACGGGUGUCGCAAACAUCAAGGUGACUCUAGUCACUGCAUCGAGCAACACCACCAUCGCAACUACGCUCACCGACUCGUCUGGACACUACCUCUUUGACUCAUUACCAACUGGAAACUAUUGUGUACAGUUUGAAUUGUCUCCUGAUCAAAUUCCAGUCAAUCCACUGUCCAAGCAAAUCUGUCGUGUUGUUGAUCCAACUCACACAGACAUGGUGUCAGUCUCAACCACCCCUCUUGUCGGCAAGAUCAGCGCUGCCUGGGUCAAUCUUAAUAUGGACCAAGGUAUCAGAGUGGCAAUCUACUGUAUCAGCUCGACUGUAUGGUCAGACAAUGGAAACGGUCUUGUUGACUCGAUCGACAUGACCAUGUCCAAUGUCACUGUUGAAUUGUUCAAGGACGGUGUUUUGUUGUUACGUACUCGUUCGACCGACCUCGGUCUCUACGUGUUUGACACCCUCGAACCUGGUAGCUACAUGCUCCACAUCUUUGCACCACCAGGUACACUCCUCUCCCCACAAACCUACCAAAACAAGUUCAACGCCACUGGAUACUACUACUUUAUCCUCGGAUACACAAAUGUAGACGCACACAUUGAUCCCAACGGAAAUGACACUGGCUGCGACAUGGUAAUCGACUCUUAUUCAGCCAUGGUCAGUCAGGCUGUCUAUGCACUUGGUAACUUUACCUUUAUCGACUACAAUGAGAAUGGUAUUCGUGAUCCAGACGAACCACCUCUUGGCGGUGUCAACAUCAAUGCCUUUGACGCCCGUCUCCCCGACAGCAUCGCCGUCUCGUACCAAUCUGAGAGCAAUGGUUUCUACGUGCUCGACAGUCUUCUCCGUGGCCAGUACUGUGUCAUCUUUGAAGGACCUGGUGCCUACAAGUUGACCAAGAAGGGUCCAGACAGCGUCCCCAACCCAGCCACCGGCUCGUACUGUCUCUACCUCAACAUCUCCACUCCCAACCUACGUCCAACCGUCAGAGAGGAUCGUAUGGAUGCCCAGUAUAUUUUGGAGCAUGUGGACGCUGGUUUUGUCCCCAUGAGCCUCGCUAUUGGUAGCUACGUCUGGUACGACUCGAAUGGUGAUGGUAUCAUCAACUUUACCGAGUUGCCUGCACCCAACACCACUGUCACUCUCACCAACUCCAAGGGUGAACCUGCCCGCACCAUCCGUGGUGUCAUUAUCCCACCAACCGUCACUGACGCACAAGGUUACUACAAGUUCUCUGAUGUCAUGGGCGGAAUGGACUAUACACUCAACUUUGGAAUCCCAACCACCGCACCAAAGGGCUCAGUCUGGACAGUCUUGGCCAACAACAACUCUGUCACUCCAAGUGGUGAAAUCAAGAUUUUGAACUCGUCCUACAUUCCAGUCAAGGGUAGUAUCAACUCUUACUCUAGUUUGUACAAUAAUGGUGGUAUAUUCCCGCCAUGCUUUGUAGUUGGUACACGUGCAUGGGCUGAUGGAAAUGCCAAUGGAUUCUUUGAUGUUAACGAGAUUGCCUAUGCCAAUGCCACCGUCACACUCUACAAUGAGGAUGGCACCCGAGCCAUGUCAGUCGACAAGACCAUUCUCCCACCUGGCACUACCUCGUCCAACGGUAACUACCGUAUCAUUGGUAUUCCACCAGGCCGUUACUAUGCAGUGUUGACCAUCCCACCUCGUUACAUUGUGUCCAACGUCCUACCAGGCGGCUCACAAUUUGACCCCAACACCAAGCGUACACCAGUCUUUACACUCGCCAUCGAUGCUGCUAGUAUCGUUCCAACCUACCAAAAUACUACUACAGUCUGCAAGUACAUGAACCCCACCAUCAACGCUGGUAUUAUCACUCCACGUAUUGCCAUUGGCGGUCAUAUCUACUAUGAGCCCAAUCCAGUCUCCAACGCCACUGUUCCAUUCCCCAAUGCAACCGUCGUCCUCACCACGCCAACAGGUAGUCUCCGUCUCGAGACCACUACCGACAGCAAGGGCUUCUACCUCUUUGAUGGACUUGCAGUCAGCCAAUACGCCGUCUCGCUCACCAUUCCACCCGGUUUCUUGAUCGAUGUCAACCACACACAGAACCGUGGUACUUCCAAGGGCCAGGUCGGUCCCAUCAACCUCUUUAUCGAUGCACCAGAGGUCGUCCCAACCAACUCGACCUCAUACACUGGUGUACUCGCACCAUACAUCAAUCCCAACAUUGAUAUGGUUCUCAAACAGAGUGUACUUGGUGUGCAAGGUAUUGUCUGGCGUGACCUAUUCAAUAACAAUGGAUUCUUUGUCGCCAAUUCGUCCAUGCCCGUCUUUGUCAAUGUCACUUUGUACUCUGGAAAGGGUGCCUAUGUCGCAUCUGUCUUGGCCGAUCCAGUAACCGGUCGCUACAGCUUCCCCAACCUCGGUGGCGGUAUGUACUCGGUAAUGUUCACUCCAACGAUCGAUCCAACCUCAUGGGUGUCUGUAAAGGUCAACUCGACCCUCGUCAACAACUCGACCAGACUACUUGCCAGCUCUAUACUGACCAACUUCUCGACGCCCAUCUUUACACUCGACUCGAUGAACCCCGAGCUCACCCCGUGUGUCUUUGCCGACUACUUCUGUCUCCAAGAGAAUGCCGGUUUCAAGCGUCCCGACAAUGGCUCGAUCAACGGUCGCGUAUUCAAGGACUUUAACUGCAAUGGCAAGUUUGACAAUGCCACCACCUUUUACGCAGCCAGGGAUCUCCCAUUGGCUGGCAUCCCAGUCUAUCUCUAUGUCAAUGACACUGCCACUCCUCUUGCAUCGACAUUGACCCUUCCAGAUGGUUCCUACCAAUUCCUUAACCUCACCUUUGGUAACAACUACCUCGUCAGCACUGGAACACCCAAUCUGGCCAUCUCGUCAGCACGUCAAGUACAAGCUUGUUCCGGAACCGAAUACAACACGGUCAUUAUCAAGACACCAUCGACCAUCAACUUUGGUUUCAUCACUGAUGAGGAGUAUUGUGUCGAUAAUCCCGACCUCACCACCUCUUGCUAUGUACUUGGAAGAGCUGUUGGCGGAACCUAUUCGACCAACCCUAUUGUCGUCUCAUUCCCCUACAAUGCCACCGCACACAGCCAGAUCAAACCAAACGCAAUCUACAAUCAAGUCGGUACCGUCCAUGGUCUUGCCUAUGACCGUAGCAAUGCCCAAAUCUACGCUUCCGCCUUCCUCAAGGUCAACACUGACUACGGACCGUCUGGAAGUGGUGCCAUCUACAAGAUUGACAAGAAAACCAAUGCAGUCUCUAAAUGGAUGUCUGUCAAUGACAUUUGGGGUGCCAUCUACGCAGGUGAAACACCAGCCGACGAUCCACAAGAAUUUGACUUUAGAACGUUUGCAGUCUACAAGACAUCGCUCUCUGAUAUCGACAUUGACCCAGAGAAGCGUCAACUUGGUGUCUGCGUGCUCAGCGUCGAUUUCCUCCACUUGAUCCCUCUCGACGUCAAACCAACCAGUCUCAACAGUCGUCGUGUGGCUAUUCCCAACAACUGUGCUGCCCGUACCGGUGAUAUGGUUCCAUUCGCCGUCACUUUCCAUCUUGGCAAGUGGUAUGUCGGAUGCACAUGUACCGCUGAAAUCACAUCGACCCUCAAGGAUCUCAUUGGUUAUGUCACUUCGUACAACCCCGCCACUUCCCUAUGGACCACUGUCCUUACCGUACCAUUCAACUAUACCCGUGGUUGUAGAAACACUGACCAAGGUCUAUCGUGUGUCGAAGCAACUUGGCAACCAUGGAUCACCGACGAAAACAUUCCUCAACCACUCCUAUCUGGUAUCGCAUUUGAUGGUAACGAUAUGGUCAUCUCGGUACGUGAUCGUGAGGGUGAUAUGGGCCAUACCAUCUCUGCACCCGAUAUUCUCAGAGCAUGUGCCAACGCACAAGGUGUACUCGUCCUCGAAAAGAACGGUCGUUGCGGUACACUUAUCGGCUCGCAUCUCGGCCCAUCUGGCACACAAGGCCAGGUCGAGGGUCCCGGUACUGGAGAAUUCUACAACGACAACUUUAAGAUUGGACCCAAUGCCCACGACGACACUGGUGGUCUCUCUGUCUACCAAGUGCCCGGUUACCCCAACGUCGUGUCCAACUCGUACGACGUCGAUGGACUCUGGGAAGGUGCCACCAAGUUCUACAACAACACCAAUGGUGCCAUGGGCCGUGGUUUCGUCCUCUACGUCACGCCCAUUGUCGAUCCCACCACUCAACCAACCUUUGGCAAGUCCAAUGGUCUCGGUGACAUUGUCGCCACCUGUCCUCCCAAGCAAAUCUCGCUCGGUAGUCGUGUCUGGACCGACACCAACCUGAAUGGUUAUGCCGAAGCCCAAGAACUCGGAAAGCCAAGUGUGACACUCCAGCUCAUCAACGCCGCUGGAACCGUUGUCCAAACCACCACAACCAAUGCACGUGGAUACUACCAAUUCGUCAAUGUCCCUCCCAAGGACACCUACUCUAUAGUUGCUGUCGGUCAAACAUGUACAGUUAUCCCACCCCCUACCACUGGUAGAUUCGUAUCUGCCUCUAACAAGGGUACCACCGUAGCAGCAAGUAAAUGUCAAAUCACCGGCAUUGUCAUCCCAGAUGCCAUGUUGGCAAAUAACGUAUUCAAUUAUGACUUUGGUGUAAUUUAA